CGCAUCUCGAUUUCCUACUUAUACAGCCAGCUACCAUCGCGCCCACAUCCAAGCUGCAGUCUCUCGCCUCCAUCCGUCCGCGCGCACGCGUCUUCUGCGCCUCCACUCUCCGAGCACUUUCAUCCGUCUCCCCCCACUCCGCGCACACCCCCUCCGCCCGCUCCGCCCGCUACCUCGCCCCGUCCCCGCAGUUCCACUUCGCCCGCACACUCUCGUCCUCCGCGCCCCGCAAUAUGCCCCCCAUUCCCGUACAGCAGGCCGAAGCCGUCGGCGAGUACGACAUGUUCGUGAUCGGCGGCGGGUCCGGCGGCCUCGGCACCGCCCGCCGCGCCGCGAGCUACGGCGCAAAGGUCGGCCUGGCGGAGGCUACGCACCGUCUCGGCGGGACGUGUGUCAACGUCGGCUGCGUGCCCAAGAAGGUUAUGUGGUACACCUCCGAGGAGGCCAGCGCGCUCCGCCACGCCGCGGCGUACGGCUUCGGCAACGCCGAGGAGAACAACAAGAUCGCGGCCAGCUUCAACUGGCCCAUGCUCAAGAAGAAGCGUGACGCGUACAUCGAGCGUCUGAACGGCAUCUACGACCGCAACCUCGCCAAGGACAAGGUCGACUACCACGAGGGCUACGCUUCGUUCAUCGACAAGAACACGCUCAACAUCAAGUCGCUCAACGGCGAAAACUACACUGUCAAGGCCAAGAAGAUUGUCAUCGCCGUCGGCGGCAAGCCGCACAUCCCGUCUGACGAGGAGGUUCCCGGCGCGUCGCUCGGCAUCGACUCGGACGGCUUCUUCGAGCUGGAGGAGCAGCCGAAGCGUGUCGCCGUCGCCGGCGCCGGAUACAUCGCUGUCGAGCUUGCAGGCAUCUUCAACGGCCUUGGCUCCGAGACGCACCUCCUGAUCCGGAAGAACGCCGUGCUGCGCACGUUCGACCCCAUGCUCUCCGACGUCCUUCUUCCCUGGAUGGAGCACGGCGGGAUGAAGAUCCACAAGGACACGGGCAUCACCAAGGUGGAGAAGAUCGACGGCGGGCUGCGCGUGCACCAGAAGAACGGGCCGGCGCUCGAGGUCGACACGCUGCUGUGGGCGAUUGGGCGUGUGCCCAACGCCGACGGCUUGGGCCUGGACAAGGUCGGCGUCGCGACGGACGCGGCGGGCAACGUCGUCGCGAACGAGUGGCAGGAGACCAACGUCGAGGGCAUCUACGCGCUCGGCGACAUUGGCGGCAAGGCGCUGCUGACGCCCGUGGCCAUCGCCGCCGGCCGCCGCCUCAGCAACCGCCUCUUCGGCGGCCCGCAGUACAAGGACGACAAGCUCGACUACGAGAACAUCCCGUCUGUCGUGUUCACGCACCCCACGAUCGGCUCGGUCGGCCUCAGCGAGCCCGACGCCCGCAAGAAGUUUGGCGACAGCAUCAAGGUCUACACCACCCGCUUCCGCGACAUGAGCGGCGCCAUGCUCGACGAGGACCAGAAGCAGCCCACCGCGUACAAGGUCAUCUGCGCGGGGCCCGAGGAGCGCGUCGUCGGCCUCCACAUGAUCGGUGUCGGCUCGGACGAGAUCCUCCAGGGCUUCGCGGUCGCCAUCAAGUGCGGCGCGACGCGCAAAGACUUCCAGGCUACCGUGGCCAUCCACCCCACCAGCGCGGAGGAGGUCGUCACCAUCUUCUAAGCUUCAAGCGGUAAAAGUUCAAGAGGGUGCGGUGUCGGCGGCUGUACUUGAGUGGAUGUGCUUGUUGGCGCCGGCGGGUGUCCACCGGGCGCCUGUAUAGACUUGCGGUAUGCAGUUAGAAUGCGGAAGCCG
This is a messenger RNA of Cutaneotrichosporon oleaginosum, 1796 nucleotides long. RefSeq lists its product as uncharacterized. Gene Ontology annotation, cellular component: mitochondrion; cytosol. NCBI's taxonomy places the organism in Eukaryota, Fungi, Basidiomycota, Tremellomycetes, Trichosporonales, Trichosporonaceae. The record is from RefSeq and is a predicted model, not a curated record. Gene Ontology annotation, biological process: cell redox homeostasis; glutathione metabolic process; cellular response to oxidative stress. Gene Ontology annotation, molecular function: glutathione-disulfide reductase (NADPH) activity; NADP binding; flavin adenine dinucleotide binding.